Messenger RNA from Oryzias melastigma (Indian medaka), 4654 nucleotides. Its product is annotated as solute carrier family 12 member 7. Gene Ontology annotation, biological process: cell volume homeostasis; chemical synaptic transmission; chloride ion homeostasis. Gene Ontology annotation, molecular function: potassium:chloride symporter activity. The transcript is spliced from 27 exons. The coding region runs from base 678 to 4067 and encodes 1129 amino acids. The record is from RefSeq and is a predicted model, not a curated record. NCBI's taxonomy places the organism in Eukaryota, Metazoa, Chordata, Actinopteri, Beloniformes, Adrianichthyidae. Gene Ontology annotation, cellular component: membrane.
UUGAGAAAGGGUCAGCGUUUUGUCUGUGAUGAACACUACACGUCACGUUACCCAGAAUGCCCUGUGGGAAAGGAAACUCCCAUUUUGUUUACCUGGAGGAAACCUGAGACAGCAACUCGCCUUAGGGAGGGACGAGGAAGCCAAAUUCUAGAGAACCGGAAAAAACAGAAAUAAAUGAUUCUCGUCUGGGGACUCGAGUGCUUCUUCUUACAUGGAAAUAGUUCUGGUGUGAAAUACUACACUCCUCGCUUAGGUUAAAAGGAGAGAGAGAGGGAGAACUAUCUGACAAAAGGGAGGAGCUUCAGGAAUUUACCAUGUCUGGGAUCUGUUCAGAUGGUAAACAGAGGGUCACAUGGGGCAAUAGCCUUGGAGCAAUGUGAAAAAAAAGGGAGGGAAAAGAAAAAAAACAAGGAAAGGGAAGAGUGUCGGAAUACACUGAGGAACUUUGGCCUGCCCCAUGUGCAGGAGGCGGUCCUUUCACCCUGAGUUGAGAGGAAACCACAAAGACUGAGGAAACAAAGACUGGAGUAAGUGCCAUGCUGUGGUUGGAUUUUAAAAGACAUUUUAGGCUUCCUUAACUUCCUAAAACAUCUCCAGCAGGGGAGAAAGUUCAGCAGAGGCCACAUUGUCGGUACUCCAUACCCAGUACUUCCUUUUAGCCGUUUUGGGGAGCAAAGAUGCCCACAAACUUCACUGUUGUGCCUGUGGAGGAUGACAGCGGCAACAAUGGAGCUUCUGCUGCUGCUGCUGCUGCUGCUGCUGAGGAGAGUAGACCUGCCAGUUUGGGCAACAUCUUUCAGGAAGCAAGAGAUGCGGACCACAUUCAGGAACUUCAUCCAGGUGAUGACAGUCAGAGAGAGACCACUCCAUUUCUCCACUCAGACGAUGACGGACAAUUCUCAUAUGAUGGCAAGAACAUGGCUCUGUUUGAGGAGGAAAUGGACAGCACUCCUAUGGUUUCAUCUCUUCUCAACAAGCUGGCCAACUACACCAACUUGACACAAGGCGUCCGUGAGCACGAGGAGGCCGAGGACGGAAACCGAAGGGCCCCUGUUGCGAUCCCCCAAAUGGGAACGUUCAUCGGCGUUUACCUGCCCUGCCUGCAGAACAUCCUGGGAGUGAUCCUCUUCCUGCGCCUCACUUGGAUUGUCGGGACAGCAGGAAUUUUGGGGUCUUUUGCCAUUGUCUCCAUGUGUUGCAUUUGUACUUUACUCACUGCAAUUUCGAUGAGCGCCAUAGCAACCAACGGAGUUGUACCAGCUGGAGGCUCAUACUACAUGAUCUCCAGAUCUUUGGGCCCAGAAUUUGGAGGAGCAGUUGGUCUCUGUUUCUACCUAGGAACCACUUUUGCUGGAUCCCUGUACAUCCUGGGUACCAUAGAAAUUCUGCUGAUCUACAUCGUUCCUACAGCUACAGUGUUCAAAGAUGACAGUGAAGACGCCAAGCACAACAACAUGCGUGUCUACGGCACAUGCUGUCUUCUCCUGAUGGCACUAGUUGUGUUUGUGGGAGUAAAGUAUGUGAACAAGCUGGCUCUUGUGUUUCUAUCCUGUGUGAUUCUAUCCAUCAUGGCCACCUACGCAGGAGCUAUAAAGACUCUAAUUGAACCACCAGAGUUUAGUGUCUGUCUGUUGGGGAACCGCUCUCUGAGGAAUGAAAUGUUUGAAAAGUGUGCAAAGAUGGAAAUCAUAAAGAACAGAACUAUCCACACCAAGCUCUGGGACAUCUUCUGCGACAGCCAGUAUCCCAACGCCACCUGUGACGAAUACUUCUCCUUGAACAAUUUAACAGAAAUACAAGCCAUACCUGGGCUGCUGAGUGGGGUCAUAAAAGAAAACCUAUGGAGCAAUUAUGGUCCAGCUAGAGUGGUAAUAGAGAAGCAAAACCAGCCCUCAGUACCAGCUCCAACCCUAUCAACCGACAGAGAUCAAAACUAUGUCUUCAGUGACAUUGCUACGUUCUUCACAUUACUGGUGGGGAUUUACUUUCCAUCUGUAACAGGUAUAAUGGCUGGUUCAAACAGAUCAGGUGAUCUCAGAGACGCUCAGAGGUCCAUCCCGGUGGGAACCAUCCUGGCUAUUCUCACCACCUCUUUUGUCUAUAUCUCCUUUGUGGUCUUGUUUGGAGCUUGUAUUGAAGGAGUGGUCCUGAGAGACAAGUUUGGAGAGUCGAUAAAGAGGACGCCUGUAAUAGGUGUUCUGGCAUGGCCCUCACCCUGGGUGAUUGUGAUCGGCUCAUUUUUCUCUUGCUGUGGCGCAGGCCUGCAGAGCCUCACCGGCGCCCCCCGGCUCUUGCAGGCUAUCGCUCGUGAUGGGAUCAUCCCAUUCUUACAGGUCUUCGGCCAUGGGAAGGCCAAUGGCGAGCCCACUUGGGCCCUUCUGCUGACGGUUGGAAUCUGUGAGAUAGGAAUCCUCAUCGCUUCUGUGGAUAAUGUAGCACCCAUUCUUUCUAUGUUUUUCCUCAUGUGCUAUCUGUUUGUCAACUUGGCCUGUGCUGUUCAGACCCUCCUGUGUACCCCAAACUGGAGACCUCGUUUUAAGUUCUAUCACUGGACUCUGUCCUUCCUGGGGAUGAGUCUCAGCCUUUCCCUAAUGUUCAUCUGCUCCUGGUACUACGCUCUGGUUGCCGUGGUGAUAGCAGGAUGCAUCUAUAAAUAUAUUGAAUACAGAGGGGCGGUGAAGGAAUGGGGCGAUGGGAUCCGAGGCUUGUCCUUAAAUGCAGCGCGGUACGCUCUGGUCCACCUGGAGGAAGCUCCACUGCACACCAAAAACUGGAGGCCACAGCUGCUGGUUUUGUGUAAGCUGGACUCAGACCUGGCUGUGAAGCAUCCUCGUCUGCUGUCUUUUACGUCGCAGCUCAAAGCAGGGAAGGGGCUAACCAUCGUCUGCUCGGUCCUCGAGGGCACGUACAUGACCCACAAGGAGGAUGUCAAGACCGGGGAGCAGAACCUGAAAACAGCCAUGGCAGCAGAGAAGAUGAAAGGUUUCUCCCACGUGGUGGUGUCAUCCAGCCUGCGAGAUGGUUUCUCCAUCAUGAUCCAGUCUGCAGGGCUGGGAGGAAUGAAGCACAAUGCCGUCCUCAUGGCUUGGCCAGCAGGCUGGAAACAAGCCCAGGACUCUUCUGCAAGGAAGAACUUUAUAGAGACAGUCAGAGAGACGACGUCGGCGCAUCAGGCUCUGCUGGUUGCAAAAAACAUUGACCGUUUCCCCGACAACCAGGAGCGUCUAAAGGAAGGAAACAUCGACGUGUGGUGGAUCGUACACGACGGCGGACUGCUCAUGUUGCUGCCUUUCUUGCUCAUGCAGCAUAAGGUGUGGAGGAAGUGCCGGAUGCGCAUCUUCACUGUGGCCCAGAUGGAUGACAACUCCAUCCAGAUGAAGAAGGACCUGGAGACAUUCCUCUACCAUCUGCGGCUGGAUGCAGUGGUGGAGGUGGUGGAAAUGCAUGACAGCGAUAUCUCAGCUUUCACCUACGAGAAGACGCUGAUGAUGGAGCAGAGAUCCCAAAUGCUCAAACAGAUGCAGCUGUCCCGCACAGAGAGGGAGAGAGAGAUUCAGAGCAUCACUGAUGUGUCCCGCGGUUCCAUAAAGAGGAAGAAGUGGUCCGGUGUUGCUGGCGGCUCUCCCUUUAAGACCCAGAGCAUUCCAGAGGAUGAGGCCCAACUGAUUCAUGACAGAAACACGGCCUCUCAUUCUGCCACAAACGACAAAGCUGCUGGUUCAGCACCUGAUCGGGUCCACAUGACGUGGACCAAAGACAAGCUGCUAAAUGAGAGGAACAAACAGAGGGAAGGCAUGGCCGUGAAAGACAUGUUUAACAUGAAACCGGAGUGGGAAAAUCUGAGUCAGUCCAAUGUGCGGAGGAUGCACACGGCUGUGAAGCUGAAUGAAGUUGUGGUCAAGAAGUCCCACAAUUCAGAGCUGGUCUUGCUCAACAUGCCAGGCCCACCCAAGAACAAAAAAGGAGAUGAAAACUAUAUGGAGUUCCUGGAAGUUCUAACGGAAGGACUAGAACGUGUCCUGCUGGUUCGUGGAGGAGGUCGAGAGGUCAUUACCAUCUACUCUUAGCACUAAGAAACUUUUUUUAAUUAUUAUUUUGAUUUAAAACUGGAAGAACAAUACCGAAAGACAGAGGACGCAGUUUCUCAUUGCCAAUGAAAGAACAGACUGAUAGAAGAAAAUGUGCCACUUAAUAUUUCGAAGUAACAUGAUUCUUCAAGAAGAGAAGACUGAGCUCACACACCCUGAUUUCAGCGUUCCGUCAUCAGAAGCAGACGGCUGGUGGUUGAAGAGCCAACGAUUGCGUUUAUUUCCUUGUUUUACAAAAAAUGUUUCAGUGUUUGUCACUGGAGUAUGCUUUUUCAUUUGCUCCCUUGUUGAAAAUGUAUUUUUGUGUAAAAGCUGCCAUGGAAAUAGUUCAUUUCACUGCCAACUGCAGACAAAGUGAAAAGGAAACUUUUAUAUUAUAAUGCUGCAAGUAUCAUUUGAUCUGCAUGCUGUAAAAAAGCAAAAGUGCAAUUUAAUGAUAGCGUGACUUACCCUUUGUGCAUAGAUGGUGUCUUUUAUUGUAUAUUUGGAAGUUGUCAUCAUUUUGUGUGAAGCCCAUUGUGACAACUGUGUUGUGAUAUUGUGCCAUAUAAAUACAAUUUAAUUGA